UGGGCUUCCACAUGAAAAUGGGCCUUAGAUGUUCUUGAAUGCACAAGUUCUUACAGUGUCACUGUUUUCCAGAGCCUUUUUCUUUGAGAAGACUUUUAUCACUCCAAGUCUCCGUAUCAGUCUCCAAUCAGAGACAGAGCGAGUGCGUGUUUAGGUGUGUGAAAAAUGGGGAGAUCGACGACGUCAACGACGGCUAAGGAUGCCCAGGACCUGUUUCAUUCUCUUCGUACGGCCUACGCGGCCACUCCAACUAAUCUCAAGAUCAUCGAUCUCUACAUUGUCUUUGCAGUCGUCACUGCUGUGAUUCAGGUCCUUUACAUGGCCAUUGUUGGAUCAUUCCCCUUCAACUCCUUUCUUUCGGGUGUACUUUCUUGUGUGGGGACUGCUGUUCUUGCUGUUUGCCUUCGGAUUCAAGUAAACAAAGAAAACAAGGAAUUCAAGGAUUUACCUCCAGAACGUGCUUUUGCAGAUUUUGUCCUCUGCAAUUUGGUACUUCACUUGGUUAUCAUGAACUUCCUAGGAUAAGUUUGGUAUCCAAAUUGAAACGAGUGUUAGAUUUUGUAGCAAACAGUUCGAAAAAGAGGAUGAGACUUACUGAUUGUCACUAAGGUACUACACAAGAUAACUAAGUUGACCGAGUUUUUAUCGAACAUUUGAUAUGUAUCGCUUGGAAUACAUUUUCCUGCACUCAUAAACUUUUUUAUUCAGACUGCAAAUGUUUUGAAUGAUGCUUGAACUUUGAUAUGUAUCGCUUGGAAUACAUUUUCCUGCAUUCAUAAAUGCAAAUGUUUUGAAUGAUGCUUGAAGGUCAUAGAUUGCAAGAUUAAUGAAC
Striga asiatica is the source of this 832-nucleotide messenger RNA. Lineage: Eukaryota; Viridiplantae; Streptophyta; Magnoliopsida; Lamiales; Orobanchaceae. The record is from the annotation of a GenBank genome assembly.